This is a messenger RNA of Sarcophilus harrisii (Tasmanian devil), 5807 nucleotides long. RefSeq names its product leucine rich repeat and Ig domain containing 2 (gene LINGO2). The record is from RefSeq and is a predicted model, not a curated record. Gene Ontology annotation, cellular component: plasma membrane. Lineage: Eukaryota; Metazoa; Chordata; Mammalia; Dasyuromorphia; Dasyuridae. Gene Ontology annotation, molecular function: protein binding. The transcript has a single exon. The coding region runs from base 33 to 1853 and encodes 606 amino acids.
CUGACCAAGGUGUAGACCGUAGAGGUGGAGUCAUGCUUCACACGGCCAUAUCAUGUUGGCAGCCAUUCCUAGGUUUGGCUGUUGUGUUAAUCUUUAUGGGCUCUACCAUAGGCUGCCCAGCCCGCUGUGACUGUUUACCUCACAACAAGUCCGUCUCUUGUCACCGAAAAAGGUUGAUUGCAAUCCCAGAGGGUAUUCCCAUUGAGACCAAAAUCCUAGAUCUCAGCAAAAACCGGUUAAAAAGUAUCAACCCUGAGGAAUUUAUGUCUUAUCCUCUGUUGGAGGAAAUAGACCUGAGUGACAACAUCAUUACCAAUGUAGAACCAGGAGCAUUUAACAAUCUAUUCAAUCUGCGAUCCCUUCGGUUGAAAGGAAAUCGCCUGAAACUAGUCCCUCUUGGGGUGUUUACAGGAUUAUCCAACCUCACCAAACUUGACAUUAGUGAAAACAAAAUUGUUAUUUUGCUGGACUAUAUGUUCCAGGAUUUGCAUAAUCUGAAAUCCCUGGAAGUAGGAGACAAUGAUUUAGUUUAUAUAUCACACAGGGCCUUCAGUGGGCUGCUUAGCCUGGAACAACUCACACUGGAGAAAUGCAACUUAACAGCUAUACCAACAGAAGCCCUCUCUCACCUUCGCAGCCUCAUCAGCCUGCAUCUACGAUAUCUAAACAUCAAUGUUAUGCCCAUUUAUGCCUUUAAAAGACUGUUCCACCUGAAGCACCUAGAGAUUGACUAUUGGCCUUUAUUGGACUUGAUGCCUGCCAAUAGCUUAUAUGGUCUUAACCUCACAUCUCUCUCCAUUACCAACACCAAUCUUUCUACUAUCCCCUACCCUGCCUUUAAACAUUUGGUUUAUUUGACACAUCUCAACCUUUCUUACAAUCCCAUAAGUACCAUUGAAGCCGGAAUGUUUGCUGAUUUAAUCCGGCUUCAGGAGCUGUAUAUAGUAGGGGCUCAGCUCCGCACCAUUGAACUACAUGCUUUCCAAGGGCUCCGAUACCUUCGUGUGCUUAAUGUUUCCCAAAAUCUUUUGGAAACUUUGGAAGAAAAUGUGUUCUACUCACCCAAAGCCCUAGAAGUACUAAGCAUUAGCAACAACCCCCUGGCUUGUGACUGCCGCCUCCUUUGGAUUCUACAAAGGCAGCCCCUCUUGCAGUUUGGAGGCCAGCAGCCUAUGUGUGCUGGUCCAGACAGCAUCCGAGAGAGAUCAUUCAAGGAUUUCCACAGCACAGCCCUUUCCUUUUAUUUUACCUGCAAAAAGCCCAAGAUCCGUGACAAAAAAAUGCAGUACCUACUGGUGGAUGAAGGGCAGACAGUCCAACUGAUCUGUAAUGCUGAUGGUGACCCACAGCCAGUAAUUUCCUGGGCAACCCCUAGAAGGCGUCUGAUUACUACUAAAUCCAAUGGAAGAGUUACAGUUUUAGGGGAUGGCACCCUAGAAAUACGUUUUGCCCAGGACCAAGACACAGGAAUCUAUGUUUGCAUUGCUAGCAAUGCUGCAGGGAAUGAUACUUUCAGCACCUCACUUACAGUGAAAGGAUUUGCUUCAGAUCGUUUCCUUUAUGCUAACAGGACCCCUAUGUAUAUGACAGACUCCAAUGACACAAGUUCUAAUGGCACCAAUGCAAAUACUUUCUCUCUGGAUCUUAAGACCAUACUGGUGUCCACAGCCAUGGGCUGUUUUACAUUUCUUGGAGUGGUUUUAUUUUGCUUUCUCCUCCUUUUUGUAUGGAGUCGAGGAAAAGGCAAGCAUAAAAACAGCAUCGACCUUGAGUAUGUCCCCCGCAAAAACAAUGGUGCUGUUGUGGAAGGGGAAGUGGCUGGACCUAGGAGGUUCAACAUGAAAAUGAUCUGAGGUUCCACCACUAGCAGUUCUUUUUCUUUUCUGUGGUAUUGUUUGUAUCCAAUAAACCAACCUGGCAAAUAAAAUUGCUGGGUAGAGGGGCAGCUUGAUGUCACUGCCCUUUUGUUCAAAUGGGGUAUAUAGGAAACAGAAAGACUUGUUUAUGAUUGUGCAACAGGGCUUUUCUCCACAAGAGAUAGAUGUGUGUCAGGGCCUUUCACAGAGUUGGUUUUAUUAAUUGUUUGCAUCGUAAAUAUUGGCAUUCUGGGGACCUCAGUAAUGAGCCUGUUGGCUCACUUUCAUGGACAAUUGUUCAACAUUUUCUACCACAACAAAAAGAAAAAAAAGAAAGAAAAAACAACCUACAGUGUAGGAUUUACAUAUUAAAGACACAUUUGUCUAAAACAUACUCUACAGUUAAAAAAGAGAGAGAAUUUGUAUCUGUGAUUAUCAUUUGUUAAAGCCUUGCACCAUAACCUAUUAUUGGUUCAGCACCACAAAGAAAUUGAUAUAUUCUUUUCAUGAUUUAAACAACAUAUAUACUGUGUACAUUUUAAAGCAAUAUGAAUGAGAGGAUGUGCUGUUAGUUACUUACUAAUACUGACCCAAGUGUGAUAUCACCAUCUUUUAACUGCAAAUAACAAACAUCGCAAAAAUAGAUCCUUGUAGUUACCUGAGGAAAGAUGUAUGGAGGAAAAUAUGAAUUUGUCUCAUGUAGGAAUCCAAGUUACACUGUCCAAGGCAAAAUUGUUUUAACUCUGUUAUCUUCUAUUAAUAUAAAUAAAGGCACUGCCUACUUUUGAUACAGAAUGGAAUAUUUUUUAUACUUGUGAUAUCACACUGGUCCAAUUUACUGUAACAAGUCCUUGGAUUGAUCCAAAAGAGAGGGCAAACCACAAGUUGUGGUUAAAACUAUGAAAAAAAAAGGCAAGGUAACCAUGAAAAUGAACCAUUUUAUCAUAGCUUGGUUUAAACUUUACAAACAAAUGUUAAUGACAGGUGUUAAAGAAUAGAAAAAAAGAAAAGAAGGUAAUGGUUUUUACGUAUUCAUAAGAAAACUGUAACCUUUGUGGCAAUUACAAUAGAAAAGUCUGAUUAUAAAAGCUCUUUGGAUAGGAAUGAGUUCUCAGAUGCCAAUAAGCCAGGUUUAACCAUUCAUAAGAGGAGGAUUAUGCAAGUAAGAACAUGCUUAAAAUGUGAUGGUGUCCUCAAGAUACAACUGCUGCUAAUUAAAAGGACUUGCUCUCCGCUGUUUUUAUUUAAUAUCACAUUUUCCAAAAGAUACAUAUAGAUCCCAAACCAUUUCCAUGAGUGGACAACUUCAGCUUUUCUCCUUUCUACCUUACACAUUACAUAAUGCUUGCUUUUCCUCCAUAAUAAUCAAUGGUAGACAAGAGAAUUUGUAUUGUAAUUUUUAAAGGGCUGAGCAAGAUUAUAUUGAAUAUAACUCAGUUACAGUCUGAUCAAGAUGGAGAAAGGUUUAAUCCUGGAAAUGGAAAAAGCUGUAUCAAUGCCCUUCUCCUUUUCCCAAUCAUAUCUAAUACAAAAUGUUCCAAGAUGCUGGCAUCAUUAAAUGUUGCCUAAAGAUUUUAAAUUACAAAUAUUUUCCAUUCUUAAAAAAGAAGUAACAUUUGCACAAAUGAUUUGAUCUAGAUGAGGGUUAAAUUUUUCCCUAAAUGUUUAGUUAAUGGCUCUUCAAACAGACUGUUACUAGUAAUCAAUGAAUAGAAAUAAUAUAUGAUGAGUGAUUAUCUACUUAGCUAGAAUGGAAGAAACAUGAAAAUGUAAUGCUAGAAUGAAAAUCUUCUUUUCAAGAGACUUUCCUUUUUUGGUCUUUGAAUUUUGUGAAACAAAUAAAAUGUCCCCUAACAAAAAAUAAAUAAAAAAAGAAUUAAAUGACAAAUGGAGAUUAUUGCUGCCAGUAGAACUGCCCAGCUAAAAAUCCUGCUCUACCUUCAAUUAGGAGAGUAAAAUAAAGAAAUGAAAUGGAACAAUUAUUGAACUGUCAAUUGGAUUCAUUUUCACUUGUUCCUGAUUAUAAUUUCAUAAUCAGUCCAUUUUGUGAGGGGUAAGGGAAUAAGGGAUGGAGGGGUGGGUGAAUAUAUAUUAGUUCUGGUAAAAAUUCAGGGACAUCUCAGUGUAAUCCAAUGGAAUAUGUUCUUUUAAAUUUCCAAAAUGAUCUUUUAAAAAUUAAUACAAAAUGAAGUACAGAGUAAGUUAACUUUUAACAACACUCUAAGUAAGGAAAGAAUAAACUAAUUGCUGAAGAAAAACAUGGGAAACUAUAACCAACUGAGACUGUUGUAAUUACGAUACUUCUGAAUAAUAUAUGAAAAGGCUUAGAUGUCAUCUUGUCUGGAUCAGAUAUUUUGAAGGAUAUUAAAAUCCUAAUGAUAGAGAACAUAUUUACCAUCUGAUCUUAUAGACAACUCAGCUAGCCUCUAGAAAAGGCACCAUAAUACAAACCCAAAUACAGUUAACUGCAAUAUGGUAUAAUUGAAUGUAUACUUAGGAGUGAAAAAGUCUAGAUUCUAAUCCUCAUCCUAGCUCUAUUAUUUACUAUGUAAUCUUAGAUAGGCUAUUUCACCAGACUGAAAAUUCUUUUAGAGUCUCUCUGUAAAGCAUCUGUAUGAAUAUUAGAUACCAAGGCAAUAAUGAUCAACUGUUUUGUAAUUGAAGAGUUCUUUAUCCUGUGGCAUUCCCAUGACUAAAUCAAUCUUCAUUAAACUUCCUGAACCUAAGGCUGAAUUGAACACAGUUCUAGGGGAAGGAAUUUGAGGAAGCAGGAGGGAGACAUAGUUCAUAUUUAUCUCAAGUAUAAAGGACCCUGGGGACACCGAGUUAGUUUUGAAUUUCUUCCGCAGAAUUUCGGAUUGUUAUAAGGAUUGAAGUAUUAGCCUAGAAUAAUUUAGAUAGACAGCAAUUCAACCAAAUAAGUAAUUAUCAUUGAAGUAGAAAUAAGACAUAUGUUCAAAUCCAGGGUCUCUGCUACUUACUACUUAUGUGGCCUUGGACAAUCAGUCUAGCUCUCUAUGACUUGACAGGAUUGAACUGAAUAUUCUCUAAAGGCUUUUCAAUUUUAAAUCCUAUGAAGAACUUCUGAGAACUAAUCUGAUUCCUUAGGAAUUGGGAGGGGAGGGGGAGAGGUAAAUUUGGAUGAUCCAAACUUUCAGAGGAUUUCUUGUUUGCUUAUGAGUUGGUCAGCUUUCUUAAUACUUUUGAAGUAAAGCUAUCUCCUUCAAAUGACAGUACCAGAAUUAUUUGGUGCCCCAAUUUCCUGCCCUAGUAGUGGAAAAAAUAAACAUCCUCAGUGGAUUCAGUGCCUCAUCCAGAGAAUUUGAACCAUUACAUGUCAAGUAAGAGACACUCUGUUUUUCUAAGCUCUUGGUUUACCCAUUUUUUUCAUACUAAGAGGGCUAUAUCAUGUUAUUUAUUUUGGCACUCCCCAUUAUCUGUUUGAAAAUCUUAGUUAAAAUUUACCUAGAGUUGUACUUCCAAUUCACUAACAGAGUUGUUCAAAAUUCUGGUUUUACAGAAAUUUCACCAGCAUGUUCAGGUCCAACAAAGGUUGUGAGUCCAAGGAAAUUUGCUACUUCUGUGUUUUCCUUUCAACUCCACAAUGUGCUUAUUCUAGAGAUUUUUAUGAUAAACAUUCCCUUUUUCUUCAAUUUGCAGCUAAGUCCUGAAGUCCAGUUUCCAUGGGUUUUUAAAAGAAUUACUUAAAUUUCUCCAAAAUGAAGUCCUAAUUUUUUCCACUUAUUAAAUGAGUAGAAAUAAAAGUUUAAAAAUAAAUUUGAAGAGUGAAAAUACCCUUCAAAAACGUGAACAGGAUCCUUGUGACUCAGUAAGAGGAGACUUAACCUCCUAGAAAUUAAUUUACUUCUUCUAGAAUCCUAUCUUCUUUCAAAUUAAGAAGUGAGUAUAUGUAUAUGUGUGUAUCUAUAUGUAUGCAUUUUAAAUAUUAGA